AUGAAUCCAAUUCUUGACUCUAAAACACAUUGGAACUCAACGCUUAAUAUGCUUGAACGAGCCAUAACUAUGGCUCCAGCACUUAGUAGAAUAGUUAGAAAAAUUCCUGAGCUAAGUAAAUUUGGUCUUCUGCCGCAGGAAUGGGAUAUGUUAAAAGAAAUUUCAUUACCUUUAAAAGUUUUUCGUAAAAUAUCUAAGACAUUGUGUGGUGAAUCGUAUGUAACGAUGCCUCUCGCCGUUUCAGCAUAUAAUCUAAUUAUGGAUGAUCUUGAAGAUUUGCAAGGAAAAGGUCUGUCGUCAGUAAUUGAGGAAGCUAUUAGAGUAUCGCUUAAUAAAUUAAGAUCUUAUUAUGCCAGAAGUGAUAGUCCUAUGUAUGCG
This is a messenger RNA of Acaulospora morrowiae, 378 nucleotides long. NCBI's taxonomy places the organism in Eukaryota, Fungi, Glomeromycota, Glomeromycetes, Diversisporales, Acaulosporaceae. The record is from the annotation of a GenBank genome assembly.